UAAAAGGAGGACAGGCAUUUAAGAAUUGCCUUGCUCGUGAAUCAGAGGAUACUACUUCCUAUGACUUAUUGUUAAAACAUCCUUUCGAUUUCACUUCUGGAAAGGACACUGCUUGCUGUACACCUACUAAUUGUUAUAGUAAUGUUGGGGAUUGCCCUGAUAAUUGGAUCGAAAUUUUUUCUUGCGUUAAAUUUUCUCAGGGAACAUAUUGUAGAGCUACAUUCUUUUGUGGCGGUAUGAUAGGAGAUAUGUUGAUUACUAAUGAUGCUAUUAAAACUAUUCAUGGUAUUUGUCCUAAUAGCACUACUGAAGAUAUGCUUAUUGAGAGUGUUCAAAUAGUACCACUUGUGCAGAUUCAACCUGCGACUGAGAUAAUGGUGGAUGAACAUGUUUUCCUUGGUUCUAGUUCAACUGUUAUUGCUAGUUCCUCAGUAGAUUCCAUCUCUACUUCUUCAACUUUUAUUUUACCUCCUUCUGAUUCUCCUUUGAUUAAUUCUGAUAAUCAAAAUGACCAUCAAACCGAAAAAAUUGCUAUUCCAGUAGGAGCAGUGGUAGGGGUUGCUACAGUUGGAGGAAUAUCCUACCUAAUCUAUAAAAAAAGAAAGAAAAAAAAUGAUCGUCUUUCUAACGAACACACAAACAUUGACCUAGUAGAAAUAGACAAUCGUGAAUCAGAGGCCAAUGAAGUUGUUGAUAAUAAUUUUGAGGAAAAUCUUGAUAAACAACAAGAAUUUGAACAACUUAUCAGACAGACCAAGCAUAAAAUAGGUAGAAAGUUAGAGGUGCCUUUAGAAACUUUACUCGAUGCCCAAACGGAAAUUGCUAAGGGUAAUAAUAAUUUUACUAUUAGACAGUUACAACGAGAAGCUAAAGAAAAGUUAUUGACUAAACUAAGUGGUGAAGAAAUUAAUAGUCUUUGUCAAUUGCAAAUUCUAGUUGCUGGAUUAGGAAUUGGAAUUUAUUUCUUUACUAGAAGUAAUAAUUCCUCUGAUAAUCCUAACAUUCAAUAUCUCCCUAGUGAAGAAGAAGCUCAAACUAAAAUUAACCAAAUUAAAUCUUCCAAGGAAAUAGAUGAUCAGCAAGCCACUAUUGAAUUCUUAAGUGCUUAUGUUCCAGAAAUUAAAUGGUGA
Messenger RNA from Entrophospora candida, 1130 nucleotides. The record is from the annotation of a GenBank genome assembly. Lineage: Eukaryota; Fungi; Glomeromycota; Glomeromycetes; Entrophosporales; Entrophosporaceae.